This is a messenger RNA of Chelmon rostratus (copperband butterflyfish), 1362 nucleotides long. RefSeq lists its product as uncharacterized. Lineage: Eukaryota; Metazoa; Chordata; Actinopteri; Chaetodontiformes; Chaetodontidae. The transcript has 6 exons. Bases 116 to 979 code for a protein of 287 amino acids. The record is from RefSeq and is a predicted model, not a curated record.
UGAGGCAGAAACCACAAAGACAUUUAAAGCAGUCGGUGAUUUUAGCAGUGCUGCUGCAGCUUGAUCGAACAUCUGAAGAAAAAAAACAUCUAAUCAUCUGUCUGAAAAAGUAAGGAUGGCAGUUUGGGACACAAAGAUUUCCUGGAGCUUCAUGUUAGCCCUGGCUGGUGUUGUCGGUGUAAGUGUGAACUAUUCUGAUGAUAUCUGUGCUGUGAAAGGAUCGACUGUCACCCUCCUCUGCACCUUCACUCCAUAUGAGUCCGUCACUCAGAAUGGAAGACAAGUUUUGGUCGAGAUCGUCAGAGUCCGCUGGUGCCAGAACCAUUUGAUUUGUCAUGGCACCACCCCGUCGGUGUACGACAGCGAUUCAGAGAACAACGCCCCUCGUUACAAAUACCUGGGAGACAAGAAGGGAAACUGCACGUUACAGAUCGCUGACGUACAGAAGGAAGAUGAAGCCACUUUUCGCUUCAGAAUGGAAGCUAAUAAUAACGCAGCACACUAUACUGGACACUCAGGAGUCAACGUCACAGUCUCUGACGGAGCUCAGAUGAUCAUAAACAGCUCCGUUACUGAAACGGAGGUGAGAGCAGGUGAGAACGUCACGCUGUACUGCACUGCACCCUGCACGUUCCACCAGCUGGAGGUCACCUGGUUCAAAGACGACCACGCCCUCUCAGAGCCUGGCCCCGCCCUCCAGCUCGGCCCUGUGACUGCAGAGGAUUCUGGGAACUACACCUGUGGUCUGAGGAACAAUGCCGGCACACGCUCCCUGCCGUACAGUCUGCACGUGGAGGCUGAACAGGAACAGGAAGGAACAAACAGUGAUACAAUCAACAAAAUGCUGGUUGUUCGUCUGGUUCUCUUCACUCUGUACACUGUGCUCAUUAUCACGGUGGCAUUCACCGUCAUCAAAAGGAUGUGUUUGCAAGAAAGCAGCAGAAAGCUGGAGAAUGUCAUGGCACAGCCUCCACACUGAUGGAGGAGCUGUGACCUCCACGCUGCCUGAGGUUAUCACCUGAACGCAUCUGUUCUGAUACUGAUCAGCGGCUGGUUUACCGGACAGGAAUCUCUGCACAUAAUGUAAUUUACAGGACAUCAAAUAUAUGUGGAGUGUGUAUGUGUGUGUACGCAGCUACUGUCAGAAUACUGUGGUUCACUGUCUACUCUUUUUUGGCGGUUUCAGUAAAUAAUUUCAGUUCUGUAAGAAGUUUCUAACAUGUGUAUCUGAUUAAAUGGUACUCUAAAAAAUAUACACUUUCCCUUAUGCAUCAUUUUAUAUUUACUGUACUUUCACUGGUUUCUCUGAAAUGUCAUAUUUUUUAAAUAAUUUCUAUCUAGACUAAAGAAAUAAAACAAAAA